AUGACUGCUGCUUGGAAAACUGCUGGCUUGACCUACAACCGGUACCUGGCGAUUGCCGCCCGUACGGUGCGCCGGUCCCUCAACGAAGAGGCCCGCAUCGCCGCUGAGCGCCGUAACACCAUGGACCUUCGUUUCGCCAAGUGGGAGAACGGCAAGCAGGGUGAGGUCCGUCCUCUCGCUCAAGCCAACGACAGCCAGGCUGCCCAGGCUGCUGAGAAAUAG
Molecule: messenger RNA, 222 nt
Organism: Penicillium taxi
Lineage: Eukaryota; Fungi; Ascomycota; Eurotiomycetes; Eurotiales; Aspergillaceae
Product: ATP synthase subunit epsilon family protein
Exons: 3
Coding region: 1-222 (73 amino acids)
Biological process (GO): proton motive force-driven mitochondrial ATP synthesis
Cellular component (GO): mitochondrial inner membrane
Molecular function (GO): proton-transporting ATP synthase activity, rotational mechanism
Source: RefSeq, a predicted model, not a curated record